This is a messenger RNA of Rhipicephalus microplus (southern cattle tick), 1791 nucleotides long. RefSeq names its product prolyl 4-hydroxylase subunit alpha-2-like. Lineage: Eukaryota; Metazoa; Arthropoda; Arachnida; Ixodida; Ixodidae. The record is from RefSeq and is a predicted model, not a curated record.
AUGCAGGAGUCCAUAGGCACCGAACAGAUCGCGCUCGAAGAUGGCCACUUCUACGUUUUGCUGCAGGAGCGCAAGCUAGCCGCUGUCAUAAGCCACUUCGAGGCAUUCAGGAAAAACGAGCCACUGAGAGCCCAACACAGCGCCGUAGCAACGUUCCUCUUCGUCAUCAGACUCUUCAACUUCACCUCGUCCGGUGCCCUCAGCGUAUCCGCCGUAUCACACACCUAUCUUGGGAAUGUUUCCAACGCUUUCCUUUCGCCUUCCUCCCGAGAGUGGUGGCCCGCGGACAGUGACGUCUCCGGAGCCGCUAUUGGAAUCUGCAAACUGCAGCACCUUUACGACAUUCCCGUAGAUGAAAUGGCAGCCACGAAGUCCCCAUUGUUGCCCCUUGCUUCACCCGAAGACUUCGCCUACGUGGCCAGGGGAUGUUCAAUGACUGCACAGUUCGGAAACACAUCUGUCUGGAGCCAAGCCGCUCUGGCUAGGAGGUCGUCCAUCGAGGGUGCUCCUUUUCAGAGGCUUAAAAUGGGUUUGGGCUGGCUACAGACCAAUGACCAUCGCCGGGCGCUGUUAAAACAACGGGCGAAGUAUACGACGGCCAGCCAAGUCUAUCCUUCGCCGCCGGAGAUAGAUAUCGAUGAAUACAAGGCAGUAUGUGUCAGAGAGGGAUUCCUGAGGCCAUCAGGCAGCACACUUGUAUGCAAAUUGUCUACGAACUUCGGAGACCCACACUUGAUUCUACAACCACUCAAGCUAGAGAUUCUAUCACUGAAGCCACGUGUAGUGGUCAUCAGCGACUUCCUGUCCACAUCGGAAGUCAAUUACCUCAGAUCAACAGCGCGCAAAGGACUCGUACGGGCUGGCAUCUAUUCUCCAGAACAAGUUUUAGGAGUGCCAAGCUGGAAACGAAUCGGCAAGGUAUCUUGGCUCUGGGACUCGGACAGCGAUAGGCUGCAGCGGCUGUCUCGGCGCAUAUCUAUUACGACUGGUUUGUCGCUGGAAUCCGCGGAGGCUUACCAGGUGGCCAACUACGGUCUCGGUGGCCACUACACGCCCCACAUGGAUGCCCACAACUUUGAGAAGGUGGCCGACCAUGUGGACAUUGCGGACGGCAAUCGACUGGCCACCAUGCUCGUGUACUUGUCCAACGUAGCCGCGGGAGGAGCCACGGCGUUUGUCAAUCUGGGCAUCGCGGUCAAACCACGGGUCGGCGAUGCCCUCUUUUGGUACGACGUAGAACCGUACGAUGGGAGCGAGUUCCCCGAGCAGAUGUCCUUCUGGCACCAGAAAAGGCGGGCGGAUACGCUCACGACACACGUCGGUUGCCCCGUUUUGUGGGGCUCCAAGUGGAUCGUAUCUUGGCUCUGGAACUCGGACAGCGAUAGGCUGCAGCUGCUGUCUAGGCGCAUAUUCAUUACGACUGGUUUGUCGCUGGAAUCCGCGGAAGCUUACCAGGUGGCCAACUAUUGCCUCGGCGGCUACUACACGCCCCGCAUGGACGCUCACCACUUCGAGAAGGUCGCCAAGCACGUGGACAUCGCGGACGGCAACCGGCUGGCCACCAUGUUUGUGUACCUGUCCAACGUAGGUGCGGGAGGAGCCACGGCAUUUGUCAAUCUGGGCAUCGCGGUCAAACUACGGGUCGGCGAUGCCCUCUUUUGGUACGACGUAGAACCGCACGAUGGGAGCGAGUUCCCCGAGCAGAUGUCCUUCUGGUACCAGAAAGGCGGGCGGAUACGUUCACGACGCACGUCGGUUGCCCCGUUUUGUGGGGCUUCAAGUGGAUCGUAA